AUGCCGGCCGGAAUGGGUUUCGCCGCCGAUCCGGCACUUUUGCCACGUGUCCAAGAGCACAUCCGCAACUAUCCGGGCACGAAAUAUUUCAAGCCCGAACUCGUCGUCUACGAUUUACAGCAGAAAUAUCCGUACGUCUGGAAUGGCUAGAAAAUCAAAAAAAAAACGUUUGACUCACUUGCAAUCAUCUGAUCGGACCCAAACUUUACAGGUUUCUUGAACUUGGACUGAAGUAUAUUGGGUCCAAGUUUCAGACCGAUCGGAUCAUCUGGUCCCGAGAUAUGUGGAUCAUUGGUAGAAAGCUCGGGUUUUCCGGCCCUCCCGCACUGAAUCUCGAUAGUAAAUAAUCCGAUCGGUCUGAAACUUGGACCCAAUGUACUUCAAUUAAUGCCCGAGAAGCCUGCAAAGUUUGGUUCCAAUGGGCCAAAAGUACAGGACAAGGACCGGCCAAUUGCCCAGCCCUGGAAAAAUUCGAUGAACAGGGGAGAAAUCGUAAAAAUCUGAUGAGGUUGAUACGGAACAACGUCGAGAGCAUCCCGAAAUGGAACUGACCAGAAUAGAAGUGCCUCAGAAUUUGGCAGUUCCAUUUCGGGAUGCUUCUCCCCGUAUACUGGUUUUUUCCUGUUUACUUUUUUGCUCUUCCAAACAUUCACUAGAUUCAAAAUUUUUCAAAGUGUCCCCAAAUUGCAGAGAAUAUCAGCGAAAGAACCACAAAGUGCUGAUGGGAAUGGUGCGUGAGGCGCUGGAAAGAAUCCAAUUGGUUGCGAAAGAAGAGGAGAAACUGGAGGAAGAGGGAGAGAAGGAGGCGAUGGACGACGUGCAGGAGGUCAUCCCCCUCACGUCGCCCAGGAAAACGUUCGAGACGAGGAAGAGGAAGGCGCCCGCCAGAAAGAGCAUCGGGUUAGUUACAUAAAUUUUUUGGGUUGAGCGCCGCUUUUUUAUGGUUGGAAAAAUGUUUUGGCGUUUCUCAAACAUUGCGCACCUAUGGUUAGUUACUGGGAACGAAUUUAUGAGAAGAAUGUAUGAUUUUAGGCGAACUGUAAGUAAAAAUUGCAAAAUUUCGUCAAAUUACAGAUCUCUAUCGGUGAAAGAAGUGGUGAUCAGCGACGAGAGCGACGCGGAGCACGAGAGAGCGGCCAGGCAGUUGGAGGCGAGUGUGAAGCCGACGAACCGAGCGAACAAGUCCAUUCUCAACUUGUAUUCCUUGAAUUCCCACCGCAGAGCGGGUACGAAGCCGUCGAACGAGAAGCGCAGCACAACGAGUCAGCUUAAGAGAAGGGAUUCGACGCCUUCCCGAACUCCCGCGGCUUCCGGAGCUCCCGCAGCACUGCCACGUGGCCUUGGAGCAGUUUCCGACGCGCCGACGCCCCGAGAAUCCCAUGUGAAAUUUGCGGACAUUGGCGGCGCGGACCGUCAGUUUCUCGAGGUGUGCCGGCUGGCGAUGCACCUGAAACGGCCGAAGACGUUCUCGCUGCUCGGCGUCGAUCCGCCGCGUGGAUUCAUCGUGCACGGACCGCCCGGGUGCGGAAAGACGCUGUUCGCGCAGGCGGUCGCCGGCGAACUCGGCAUUCCGAUGCUCCAGCUGGCGGCCACCGAACUCGUGUCCGGGGUGUCGGGUGAGACGGAGGAGAAGAUUCGGAGAUUGUUCGACACGGCCAAGCAGCACAGUCCGUGCAUCCUCAUCCUCGACGACAUUGACGCGAUCGCGCCGAGAAGGGAGACGGCGCAGAGGGAAAUGGAGAGACGCGUCGUCAGCCAGCUGUGCAGCUCCUUGGACGGUACGCAAAAGCUAACAAAUGAGCACCCGCUCAAAAUACUAAUUGUAUUUACGUGCUUUAUCAUUUCCGACACUAAAAAAUCGCCCAAAUUUUGCAGAACUGGUGCUUCCGCCACGCGAGAAACCGCUCAAAGAUCAGCUGACGUUCGGCGACGACGGCAGCGUCGGAAUUCUCAACGACAACGCCACUUCCACGUCUUCUUUCUCUUCGGGCGUCCUCGUAAUCGGCACGACUUCGCGUCCGGACGCCGUCGACGGAGGACUGCGACGGGCGGGACGCUUCGAGAACGAGAUCUCGCUGGGCAUUCCCGACGAGACGGCGAGAGUCAAGAUUUUGGAGAAAAUUUGCAGGUUUCUGAAGGGGUUUCGGGGUUCUCUUCGCUGCAGAAAUUUCUUUUUUAUCUACGCAUGCAAUAUCAUUAGAAAUGGUCUCCACGGAAAAGAACGAUACCUUUUGAAGGUUACCACACGCUUCUAUCGUUUUUUUUGGCGUAUCGCAAUCUUUUCGAUUUCAGAGUGAACCUGGCCGACGACGUCUCUCUCAAACAGAUCGCCAAACUGACACCCGGAUACGUGGGCGCCGACCUUCAAGCACUGAUCCGCGAGGCCGCAAAAGUGGCCAUCGACCGCGUGUUCGACACAAUCGUCGUCAAAAACGAAGGCGAGAAGAGUCUGACGACGGAGCAGAUCCGCGAGGAACUGGAGAGAGUGCUCGCGUGGCUCCAGGGAGAAGACGAUCCGAGCACACUGUCGGGCCUCGACGGCGGGCUCCGCAUCUCGUUCGGCGACUUUGAGCGGGCGCUGAGCACGAUCCAGCCGGCCGCGAAAAGGGAGGGCUUCGCGACGGUGCCCGACGUCUCUUGGGACGACAUCGGAGCACUGGGGGAGGUGCGGAAACAGCUCGAGUGGAGCAUCCUUUACCCGAUCAAAAGGGCCGACGACUUUGCGGCUCUUGGAAUCGACUCGCGACCACAGGGAAUCUUGCUCUGCGGACCGCCCGGAUGCGGAAAAACACUGCUCGCGAAGGCGGUCGCCAACGAGACGGGCAUGAACUUCAUUUCUGUGAAGGGUCCCGAACUGCUGAACAUGUACGUCGGAGAGUCGGAACGCGCAGUGCGGACCGUCUUCCAGAGGGCCCGCGACUCGCAGCCCUGUGUUAUUUUCUUCGACGAGAUCGACGCGUUGUGCCCGAAAAGAUCUCACGGAGAGAGCUCGGGAGGCGCCCGGCUCGUCAAUCAGUUGCUCACGGAGAUGGACGGAGUCGAGGGACGACAAAAGGUCUUUCUGAUCGGAGCCACCAAUCGACCAGGUUAGUAGCAGCGAGAAAAAUCAAACUGUCAGUGGAAAAUUCCGCUUAAGCGCAGUUUUCCUGCCUAAAAACUGUUGACCUAAUCGAGAGAAGCAAAAAAGAUUCGCACCGGACGGGAUUCGAACCCGCGAGGUCUUACGACCAUAGGAGGACCCUACGCUCCUACGCCUUAACCACUCGGCCACCGGUGCACGGGACUGAAUUGGACACUUCCCACUCAUCCUCCAACUUCUAGGGACCAUUUACAACCAGAAACCGUAAUAAAACCACUUGUAUUUGUAUUCAAUAGUGGUUUUACAACUUUUACUAGUUGUAAAUGGUCCCUAGCAGUUGGAGGAUGAGUGGAAAGUGUCCAAUUCAGUCCCGUGCACCGGUGGCCGAGUGGUUAAGGCGUAGGAGCGUAGGGUCCUCCUAUGGUCGUAAGACCUCGCGGGUUCGAAUCCCGUCCGGUGCGAAUUUUUUUUGCUUCUCUCGAUUAGGCCAACAGUUUUUAGGGCUGGAAAUAUGAAUUUCAGAGCUUUUUCAAAUAGAAAACGUUGAAAAUUGAUGAUUUUCAGACAAAAGCGCGUUUCCAGACAGUUGUCAUAUUGUUUUCUCUCAAACUUGCCCCGAACUAACAUAAAACGGAGUAAGAUCCUGGCACUCUUCCACGCCCAACUCGAUCACUUCCACCUCAUUUUCGCUGUCACUUUCCAGCUCGAUCUCCUUGAAAUUCACUUUCAAAUCGUUCGAUACUGCAGUUUCUUUCAGAUUUUUCAAAUUCGUGGGUCUUUUUUCCACUAAAUGCGGUGAUUUUCGGGCGAGCGAGCUCUGAGCGAGAUGAUCGUAACGGAGCGCUCGGUAGGCGAUCGACUUGUACUGGGCGUUGUGACGCCGCGAGUUUCCUUCCAUAAGAAUCGUCUGCGAAAUCAGCUGGUUACGCUCCAGGCCUAAUCGAGAGAAGCAAAAAAGAUUCGCACCGGACGGGAUUCGAACCCGCGAGGUCUUACGACCAUAGGAGAGCCCUACGCUCCUACGCCUUAACCACUCGGCCACCGGUGCACAGGACUGAAUUGGACACUUCCCACUCAUCCUCCAACUUCUAGGGACCAUUUACAACCAGAAACCGUAAUAAAACCACUUGUAUUUGUAUUCAAUAGUGGUUUUACAACUUUUACUAGUUGUAAAUGGUCCCUAGCAGUUGGAGGAUGAGUGGAAAGUGUCCAAUUCAGUCCUGUGCACCGGUGGCCGAGUGGUUAAGGCGUAGGAGCGUAGGGCUCUCCUAUGGUCGUAAGACCUCGCGGGUUCGAAUCCCGUCCGGUGCGAAUCUUUUUUGCUUCUCUCGAUCAGGGUGAGCUCCCGAGACUGAAUUCCCGAGAAUUGCCGGAAAAAGUGAUGAGAGUACUUCCCGGGAAGCGCUUUCCCGAGAAGUGUGAAGACUUCUCGUUCUCGGGAACGAGAAGUCUCGAGACUUCUCGUUCCCGAGAACGAGAAGUCUCGAUACUUCUCGCUACCAAGACUUCCCGAGAACGAGAAGUCUCGAUACUUCUCGCUACCAAGACUUCUCGGGAACGAGAAGUAUCGAUACUUCUCGUUCCGGGGAACGAGAAGUCUCGAUACUUCCCGGGAACGAGAAGUAGACGAAAGUCCUCAUUCACGAAAAAAAAUCCACCCUCUGGCCACAAAACAGAGCGGCGGCCCCGAGAGACUCUGUGCAGACCUAGAUUGUGAUGAAAACCGAUUUUUUGCGGACGAGGUGUUGGGAAAACAUUCAUGGAAGAACUGUCUACUUUUUAAAAACGAUUCAAUUCUCAAACUUGUUGUCCACGAGAAGUACACAGCUUCGUGGCCGGGGAAAUUCCUCGGCCGCGCUCCUCAAAACGUUCCUGGGGGAAGUAUGAGAGCUGAGAACAGUUCUUAUAAGUGUAGACUUGUAAAACAUGUAUCAUUUAUUGCACAAAAAAUUGGUCACGUUCGUUCACAGGUCUCGGCAUUUCUCGUUCACAAGAAGUCUCGUUCUCGACACCAAGACUUGACAAGAACGAGAAGUCUCGAGACUUCUCGUUCCCGAGAAGUCUUGGUAGCGAGAAGUAUCGAGACUUCUCGUUCUCGGGAAGUCUUGGUAGCGAGAAGUCUCGAGACUUCUCGUUCUCGGGAACGAGAAGUCUCGAGACUUCUCGGGAACGACGCUUCUCGAGAAGUUCUCGCAUCACUUUUCCCGGCAAUUCCCGGGACUUCAGUCUCGGGAGCUCACCCUGCUCUCGAUUAGGCCAACAGUUUUUAGGCACGAAAUAUGAGUUUCAGAGCAGUUUCCAGCUGGACUAGCUGGAAAUUAUUUCUUGUUUGAUAUUUAAUAACCAUAAACCGCCCGAUUGCAGACAUUGUGGACGCGGCGAUCCUCCGUCCGGGCCGUCUCGACAAGAUCCUGUUCGUCGACUUUCCGUCCGUCGAGGACCGAGUGGACAUUCUCAGAAAGAGCACCAAAAACGGGACACGCCCCCUUUUGGACAAGGACAUUGACUUUGACGCAAUCGCCCAACUUCCAGAACUCUCCGGAUUCACGUAAGGCCUUUUUUGAACGUCAAAAAGACGUGUGUUUUUUAAAAUCUCUCAACAAUGAAAACUUUGAAACAUCCUUAAAAAUUUCGUCUGUUUCAGUGGUGCCGAUCUGGCGGCGCUCAUCCACGAAUCCUCGCUUCUCGCCCUUCAAGCACGUGUUCUCGAGGUCCGUUUUUUUUCGAAACAAUCCCUUAAACUUCUUGUAAAUUCCAGAACGACGCGUCGAUCGUGGGCGUCGGAAUGCGUCAUUUCCGCGAGGCGGCCGCACGGAUCCGUCCGUCCGUCACCGAAAACGAUCGCAAAAAGUACGAGCACAUGAAGAAGGUCUAUGGACUCAAGGAAAACUAG
This is a messenger RNA of Caenorhabditis sp. 36 PRJEB53466, 5972 nucleotides long. NCBI's taxonomy places the organism in Eukaryota, Metazoa, Nematoda, Chromadorea, Rhabditida, Rhabditidae. The record is from the annotation of a GenBank genome assembly.